Solea senegalensis (Senegalese sole) is the source of this 6296-nucleotide messenger RNA. Its product is annotated as rab GTPase-activating protein 1. The record is from RefSeq and is a predicted model, not a curated record. Lineage: Eukaryota; Metazoa; Chordata; Actinopteri; Pleuronectiformes; Soleidae. The transcript is spliced from 28 exons. Bases 334 to 3615 code for a protein of 1093 amino acids.
CUUGUGUUUACAGCUCGGCUGGAUGCAGUUGGCUGCUGAUGUCAGUGGGAGAGUGCAAUGUUGUGCCAACCGCCACUGGAGUAAAUACAACUGUGGGAAUAAAGAUGCACCUGUCGUUUGGGGAGCUGGUGAAGACUGAAUAGCAGGGCUGUCAUCACUGUUGUGGGUUGCUGUUUCCCUCAUCCAGUUGCUUUGGAUGAAAGGAGACUAUUUAGGGAAGAAAAGAAAACAUGGAAUCGACUUUCAGGUGAUUUUGCUCAUCAUCUCCCACCACUUCCUCCUCCUCCUGUCUUCCAUUCAUGAGCAGCGUGGCUGAGUUUAGCAGCGGCAGCCAUGGAUGACAAAGGGUCGGUGGGGAAGAUUAGCGUGUCCUCGGACUCAGUGUCCACUCUCAACAGUGAGGACUUUGUCCUUGUGUCCCGGCUGGGGGACGAGACACCCUCCUCCACUAAUAAUGGUAGUGAUGACGAAAAGACAGGACUGAAGGUGAUUUCUGAGGAAGGGGUCAGCUUUAAGAUCGUGGGGAAUGGAAGUGAGCAGCAGCUACAGAGGGAGUUAGAGGAUGUCCUCAUGGACCCAUCGGUAGCCGACACUGGGCACGUACUGGAAAACCGGGACAUGGACAGCUUCAGUGGGGGAGGCCGUGGCCUUCUUCCCACUACAGUGUCAUCUGUACCAUCAGGCUCUGACCCGCUGAGUGCAUCCCCACCCAAGUUGGAUAUGGUGCUACCUGUUCAGACGGCUCAGGAGAGCGAGCUGAAUGAGAGGUCGUACCGAGCAGAUGAAUCGUCGUCUGAGGGGAGUCCUGGCAGUCCCAUACCGGAUGAGGACAGCGUUGUGUUCAGCCAGCUGACAUAUCUGGGCUGUGCAUCGGUCAACGCGCCUCGCAGUGAGGUGGAGGCCUUACGUAUGAUGAGCAUCCUCAGAGGACAGUGCCAGCUCCCCCUUGAUGUCACACUGUCUGUGCCAGGCGUGUCUGAAGGCACUGUCAGGUUGUUGGACCCCAACAAUAGCACGGAAAUUGCCAACUACCCUAUCUACAAGAUUCUGUUCUGUGUGCGGGGUCAUGAUGGUACUCCAGAGAGUGACUGCUUCGCCUUCACUGAGAGCCACUACAAUGCCGAGAUCUUCAGGAUCCAUGUGUUCCGCUGCCAAAUCCAGGAGGCGGUCAGUCGGAUAUUAUAUAGCUUUGCCACAGCAUUUCGGCGGUCAGCCAAGAGGGCAAUACUGUCAUCUCAGCAACCAGCUCCUCUCACCCCUGACAGCGACUUGUUUACCUUUACUGUCAGCCUGGAGAUCAGGGAGGAUGAUGGCAAGGGAACCUUCAGUGCUGUAGCGAAAGACAAGGACAAGCAGAGUUUCAAGCUGCGUGCCGGAAUGGACAAGAAAUUAGUUAUUUAUAUCCAGCAGACCUCCAAUAAGGAACUCGCCAUUGAGAGGUGUUUUGGUCUUCUGCUCAGCCCAGGGAAGAAUGUGAAGAAUAGUGACAUGCACCUGCUCGACUUGGAGUCAAUGGGAAAAAGCUCUGACGGGAAGUCUUACAUCAUCACAGGAAGCUGGAACCCCAACACGCCUCAGUUCCAGGCUGUGAAUGAGGAAACACCCAAAGAUAAAUUUCUGUACAUGACGACAGCGGUGGACCUUGUGAUUACAGAGGUGGAGGAGCCGGUCCGCUUCCUGCUGGAGACAAGGGUCAGAGUAUGCGCCCCAAACGACAGGCUGUUCUGGCCCUUUAGCAAGCGAAGCUCUACUGAGACCUUCUACCUUAAACUACGCCAGAUGGAGCGUAAGGAGCGCAAGAGUCCAGCCUCCGACACACUUUAUGAAGUUGUGAGUUUGGAAAGUGAGACCGAAAGAGAGAAACGGAAGACCACGGCUAGUCCCGGCAUCCUUCCUACUGGGUCUGGUACCAUGGUUCCUUCACCACCUGAGGACGAUGAAGAGGAAGAUAAUGACGAGCCGCUACUUAGUGGAUCGGGCGACGUUUCCAAGGAGUGUGCAGAGAAGAUCCUCGAAACCUGGGGAGAAUUGUUAUCCAAGUGGCAUAUGAACUUGUCAGUGCGUCCCAAGCAGCUGCCAGCCCUGGUGAGGAGUGGCAUUCCGGAGGCUCUUCGUGGGGAGGUGUGGCAGCUCCUGGCAGGGUGCCAUAAUAAUGACCACCAGGUAGAAGAGUACCGCACUCUCAUAACAAAGGAGUCGCCUCAGGACAGUGCCAUCACCAGAGACAUUAACAGGACGUUCCCAGCUCACGACUACUUCAAAGACACUGGAGGAGACGGACAAGACUCCCUCUACAAGAUCUGCAAGGCUUACUCUGUUUACGACGAGGAGAUUGGCUACUGCCAGGGACAGUCCUUCUUGGCUGCUGUGCUGCUGCUGCACAUGCCAGAGGAGCAGGCUUUCAGUGUGCUGGUCAAGAUCAUGUUUCAUUAUGGGCUCAGGGACCUUUUCAAGCAGAACUUUGAAGAUCUGCAUUGCAAAUUCUUCCAACUGGAGAGACUCAUGCAGGAAUAUAUACCAGACCUUUACAGCCAUUUUCUGAAUGUGGGUCUGGAGGCUCACAUGUACGCCUCCCAGUGGUUCCUCACCCUCUUUACAGCCAAGUUUCCUCUCUACAUGGUCUUCCAUAUCAUUGACCUGCUACUGUGUGAGGGCAUCAGUGUGAUCUUCAAUGUCGCUCUUGCACUUCUGAAGACAUCAAAAGACGAUCUGAUCCAAACAGACUUUGAGGGUGCGCUCAAGUUCUUUCGUGUUCCAGUUCCUAAGCGGUACCGUUCUGAGGAAAACGCAAAGAAACUGAUGGAGCUGGCCUGUAGUAUGAAGCAGAUCAGCCAGAAGAAGCUGAAGAAGUUCGAGAAGGAGUAUCACACCAUCAGAGAGCAGCAGGAGCAGCAGGAGGCCCCAAUUGAGAGAUAUGAGCGGGAGAAUCGGCGUUUGCAGGAGGCUAACAUGCGCCUGGAGCAGGAGAAUGACGACCUGGCACAUGAACUAGUCAGCAGCAAGAUAGCGCUACGCAAAGACCUUGACAAUGCUGAGGAAAAGGCAGAUGCCCUGAACAAAGAGUUGCUGCUGACCAAACAGAAACUGGUGGAUUCUGAGGACGAGAAGAGGCGACUGGAGGAAGAGUCUGCACAGCUGAAGGAGAUGUGCCGGCGAGAGCUCGAUAAGUCUGAGUCGGAGAUUAAGAAGAACGGCUCCAUUAUUGGAGAAUAUAAACAGAUCUGCUCCCAGCUGAGCGAGAGGCUGGAGAAACAACAGACCGCCACAAGAGGAGAGCUGGAGAAAAUCAGAUCCAAAGUGGAAGGUUGUGAGAAGUGCAGCAGCCUUUUCAACAAAGAAGGUCGCGUGCGGGCCGCAGUGACCACGGCGCCCGCUGGAGGGACGGAGGAGAUGGAUGAGGAGAAGGAGAGUCUGAAGAACCAGCUGAGGGAGAUGGAGCUUGAACUGGCGCAGACCAAACUGCAGCUGGUGGAGGCCGAGUGCAAAAUCCAGGACCUGGAGCACCACUUGGGUCUGGCCCUCAACGAGGUACAGGCCGCCAAGAAGACCUGGUUCAACCGAACGCUCAGCUCCAUCAAAACCGUCACUGGGACCCAGGGCAAAGAGACCACCUAAUCUGGAAAAAAAAACACACACAAAAAAAACGACCAUCCAGUGUCCGGUUUUACCCCAGACCACGUCUGGAGUUCAGUGCUCCUCUUCACACUGAAAACUCUGGACCCUUAAAACGUAACUCCCUGGGUCAUAACUUUAACUUUGAGCAUUGACUGUUAAAACCCAGGACGAUGACAAACCUACAGACUGUGUUACUUACUUAUUGUGUGUCUCCCCCGUUACCACGCCUACUGAGCUAAUCUCCCUCAUAACCUUUCGUCCCAAAUGACUCCAGCCUGCUGUGCUGACGAGAAGGGAUUGGAAAAAACAUAUGAUAACAUACAGUGAGCGGUAUCAUCGUCCCCAGAAGAAAACAACGCGCUUCCACCAUUCAACAAAGAAAAAUAGAAGAAAAGAAAUGCUUCAUUGAUUUCUGUCUUUGUACUGCUGAUGUUAAUGACCAGCAGAAGGAAGGUAGGACAUCGGGACUGUCGCUGUCCUAACGGGACAGACGUGACAAACGUUCCGUCCCUCCUUGCUUUCCUGCAUGCUCCCCUCUUAACUACUGGCACAAAACUACCAGUCCCUGUCGAAAACGUGGGGUUUUUUCGGUACGAGAGAUGAACGACGCCUUUCCAGAACUGAGCUUUUUCUAAUUUACGCUGAACGAUGACUUUGUUGGGUUUUUUUUUCUAUGUAUGUCGAUGAAUGUGCUUAUGUAAAGAGGGCGUGUGUGUGUGUGUGUGUGUGUUCGUUCGUAAGUAGUACAUGUUGUUUCUUUUCUGUGUGUCAUACGUGUUCACGUGCGUGACUGGAAAACAACGUUCGACUGCAUUAAUAACCGACUGAAAUAACUCUUAAGCUGAGUGAAAGAAAGCAUAUGAGAGAGAGUCCGAGAUAAAGUUAAAGCACUAAAGGUUAUGACUGUGUGAAUGCAUGUUAAGGGAAGAUGUAAGAUUUCCCCGUGGUCAUCGAGUUUCCCUUAAAUGUCUAAAUAUGUAUAUAUAAAUGAUGCUGAAGAGGAGGUUGCUGACGACGCCUUUGAUGCGAAGGUUGACGGAGAUGAAAAUUGUAAUUUACGUUAAAAGCUGUCAGACAUAAAACAUGCUUGAGGUGGUGUUUUUCUGUUUUUUUUUUUGUUUUUUUUUCUCUAUUUGGUUUGGAUCUCACAGCACAAAGAAACUUAAAAAAGCUCCAAACCAUGACAACCUCUGCAUGCCUUUUUCAGUAUGUGUAUGUACGUGAGAACAUUGUUGAACCCCGGACUGGUGCAAUGAUUGUAAUACAGGUCAAAAUGCAAAACACAACACACACACACACACAGAAACCUGCAAAUCCUGUUGUAUUUCAACACACUAACAGAGUCAACCUCUCUCAUUCGGCCCCCGGCUGCACAGUGGUGUCUGACCGUCACUGGCAGGACCAUGUUUGAUAGUUUGUUGGAGCAGUGAGACAGGUUGUGUUUUUUUUUAUUUUUACCACUACACACGAGCACUGAAUUACAAGGUCCACAUGCACUUAAUAUUUAUAUAAAGGCGGGUCUAAAACAAACACAAAGAAAUAGCGACCGUUAAGUUGUCUUUCUUUCUUUCUUCCUGUGUUCACCGAUAAAUCCUGCUAAAUUUUACACAGAAACAUUCGCUGGUAACAAAAGAAACGGCAUAUCUUGUCAACGAGAGAUGCUUGAAGAAAAAAAGAAGUUUGAAAACUUAAAGGAAGGACACGGAAAAGUGUUGUACAGCUUGUUGAAUUUCUGUUCUUUCUUUUUGGGAGAACCCAGACUCUUGAGUACAGUUCCCGUGGUCACACAUGAUGGUUGGGUCAGAGACACAAUCGUGGGUAAAGUGAGGACAGUGUGUCCUCCGCCUGUGUCGUCAUUUUUGAGACGAUACUGAAACGAUGACAGAAAACUCGCAAGUCUGAAGAAUUUGAUUGUUUUUGAUGUUAUUUUUCCAAACCAGCGAGGUGCAAAAGUCCCGGCGACACAUUUCAAACGCCACGGUGCCACGAAGAAUUCAACCGGACUAAAUAUAGAAAUGGCCACUGUAGAAUAUAUAUAUAUAUAUAUACAUAUAAGACUGAAAGUGUAACUGUGCACCUGAAGUCUGCGUUACGCCGUCAGUCAUGCUGGAUUCUCACUGUUAUGUCUUGUGAGGUCAAACCAAAAUGGUGGGCUUUACGACGAAGAGGGUUCAACAUUUUCAAUAUUGUUCAUGCUUCGUGAGACUGAGGGGGAGACUUUUUUUUGUAUAUAUUUUGCGAGCCUAAAGGAAAUGAUUACUUUAAAUUACAUGGAAUCUGAAAUCUACGUUUGAUGUGAUCAAAAAAAAAAGAAAGAAGCGAGAAACACAUGGGGCCAUUCCUCUGAGGGCACUGGGCUGUACAUAACAACCAUAACAAUAAUGAAUAUUGAGUUUUUUGUUUAUGAUUUUCUACUGCGUAACGAUGACUAAUGUUGCCUACUUGUACCUACCUACCUGCUGCUGUGCUACAGUUUAACCCACGGUCUACAUUUUUAAUGUUUUACUUUGUGUUUCCGAGGCUUCUCGUAUGUCACACUGCUGUUUGGUUUAAUUCAAUGCCAAAAUGUAGCUUUAUCAUCCGACAACAGAAACAAACAUUAUCAGUGUGUGGAAAUUGUAAUAGUGUAGGAUGCAUUGUGUAUACUUCAUGAAUUUCAAUAUAAAGAUAUCAACACAGAA